UUUGCUCUCGCGGUACUUUGAUGUCAUACGUCCAUCAGUCUGCGCUGCACCGCGUGAAGUACCCUACAAUAAUACUGCUGCGAUCCUCCGCUGUCGUUGGAUAUGGCGGCGCUGAUUAGAGGUCUGAGAGCUGGAAAGGCCUUACGGGGUCUCGGCAGCGUUGCAGUUCAAGCCAAACUCAGUCCCCAGUGCAACAAUGUGAGACGUGAAUUUCACCGUGCAGCCCUGCUGAGACUCGCAGAUGACUAUAAAAGUGAAUCUGUACCACCUCCAUCCUACCAUGAGGUCCAUAAAGGUGAAGAAAGUUCAACCUCUUCAGUGCAGGGAGACUCCUUUAACACAGCUGCUGGCCAGGAAGACGGCCAACCAAACACCAGUUAUCAGGAUCAGAGCGGCGAGCAUGGCGAAGACUACGAAACGGAAGAACAACUCCAAACUCGCAUACUGACCGCAGCACUGGAGUUCGUACCACAGCACGGCUGGACUGUGGAGGCAAUAGCAUCCGCAGCAGAGACGCUUGACCUGUCACCAGCCUCUACUGGGAUGUUCAACAAUGGAGCGGGAGACCUGGUCUUGCAUUUUAUAGCGCAAUGCAACGCUCAACUCGCAGAGACGCUCGCAGAGCAGCAUAAACAGAUCCAGCUCGGCCAGGCAGAGCCUAAGAAAACAGCAGAGUUUCUGAGAGAUGCAGUUGAGCUGAGAUUACGGAUGUUGAUACCUUACAUUGACACAUGGCCUCAGGCUAUGAGCAUCCUGCUGUUGCCCCAAAACAUCCCCGACAGCCUGAAGCACCUGUCCACGAUGGUAGAUGACAUCUGGUACCACGCAGGCGAUCGCUCAACAGACAUGAACUGGUACACUCGGCGGGCGGCACUAACUGGCAUCUAUAACACAACCGAACUAGUAAUGCUGCAAGACUCAUCUCCAGACUUUGAAGAGACCUGGGCCUUUCUGGACAACCGUAUUAAAGAUGUAGUCAACAUGGCCAACACAGCUAAACAGGUCCAAGCCACCGGAGAAGCUGUGGUGCAAGGACUCAUGGGCGCUGCAAUUACGCUGAAAAACUUAACAGGGAUGAACCAGAGACGAUGAGUCCAUGUCUUUGGAGUUUUGGUCCUGUUUGUCCCAGCUCCUGCUUACCGACCCCUCGGCCUUGCAGCGCAAAUGUCUGACAACUCACUCAACAGCUGUAGAUUAACAAUUUAGCAUGAAAGACAGUGACAGCAAUGGUGUUCUGAUAGAGGAAUUGAUCUUUUAUCACAUUCUUAGCACUUUUAAAUGGGUCAGAUGUGCCACAAAUAGGUCAUUUAGACCCAGAGCACAGUGAGGAUCUGACAUUUCUUUUCUUUCUGCAGUUGUUUUUUCUCUAUUUGUAAAAAAGGAAAAAUUAAAAAAUAUAAAUGCA
This is a messenger RNA of Misgurnus anguillicaudatus (oriental weatherfish), 1405 nucleotides long. RefSeq names its product coenzyme Q9 homolog (S. cerevisiae) (gene coq9). The record is from RefSeq and is a predicted model, not a curated record. NCBI's taxonomy places the organism in Eukaryota, Metazoa, Chordata, Actinopteri, Cypriniformes, Cobitidae. Gene Ontology annotation, molecular function: lipid binding. Gene Ontology annotation, cellular component: mitochondrial inner membrane. Gene Ontology annotation, biological process: ubiquinone biosynthetic process.